This is a messenger RNA of Fibroporia radiculosa, 1074 nucleotides long. RefSeq lists its product as uncharacterized. The transcript is spliced from 6 exons. The coding region runs from base 1 to 1074 and encodes 357 amino acids. Lineage: Eukaryota; Fungi; Basidiomycota; Agaricomycetes; Polyporales; Fibroporiaceae. The record is from RefSeq and is a predicted model, not a curated record.
AUGGCCGCGUAUACUGACGCAUUUCCAUCCAACUGGUUCUCGUACCAAGACUUCAAUUUCGUAGUUGACUCCAACAGCAACUCAAACGGCAACUCAAACAACGAGUCAAACAUUGCGUCAAAUCUCGCGAUGACUGAUUUGCUUAACUUUGGGAUUGAUCCUUCAAUGACAACGCUUGAUCAGGAAAGCUGGGCUAUCGAACAGCCCGAACCAGCCGCAAUGGUGCCAUUGGAGAACGACGCGCUGGUUUCCGGCGCACAAUUUCCCCUCGAUCUUCCUCCGCCCCCGGAGUUUUAUAAUGUGCAGGAUGCGGCGUUCAUAGCGCCGGACUAUCCUAUCUAUCCUAUCUAUCCUAUCUACGACCCCUGGAAUCCGUUCCACGCUUACUUACCCCAGCAGCAUGGGGACCAAACCUUCGGGAAUUUCAAUGAUAUCUACCCUAUUGCUGGUGCGCCACUCGUACCAGCCCCGGGACUCUGGUCUUUUUCACACCAGCCGCAAGUUCCAGAGUAUCAGGUAGCGGGUUCGUCGUCUACAAGUAUCAUGACGGGUGAUCGCAUGCAGAGCUCGAGUCUUGGCAAGCGAAAGCGGGGGUCGCCCUCGUCAUCUACCCCGGCCUCAUCGUUUUCCUCACCGUCGUCAUCCUCACCGUCUUUGCAAAUCACUUCGAGCUCAUCAUCCCCGUCAUUAUGCCAUUCAUCUUCAUCAUCCGUGCCUUCUUCCUCGAAAUCAACUACUCGCCAGCCCCGAAAAGAGCCAGUGCAAUCGGACAAAGUCCCAAUCCGCUGCUUGUGGGAUAAUUGCACUUACGUCGGCGUGCCCAGAGAUCUCUGGGAACAUAUAGUUACGGAUCACUUGCCCCACAAACGGAAAGUCUUCAACAACCCUGUGCUCCCUUUCAGAUGCAACUGGAAUGAUUGCCCCGAAACGGGGAUGCUGCCGCAAAUGAUGCAGCAUUUCAGAUCUACACACAAGCUGGAACUCUCGCGGCCUGAACGCGAGGGCAAGGAACUACACGAAGCAUAUGAGGACAAAACACUGCACUUCGGGCUUGGCGCGCUGCCCUUUGUGUAA